UGCCCCACUUUUAGUGGAUAUCGCCGUAAUGCAACACAGACAGGCGACACGUACAUACCUGUGCAUGUACCGUUGACAACUAUUCGUAACAGAACUCGCAAGAUGUACGCCAUACUCGCCUUAAUCGCCUGUUUGGGGGUCUCCCUGGCCGCCCAGUGUUGUGUUCCCCCACAGUGGACUUCUCAGGCAUCAUUCCUGACCACAGUGGUCCGCAACGGGAAACCGUACUACAACAGGGGGACGCUUCUUAUGGCGUAUGACGCCGUGCGCCAUCGCAUUGGUCAAUACGAGCAUGUGGAACUAAACAGCGCCGCGAACACAUUGGACAUUGGUGUUCUUCUCGACUUCACGGCGAACCGGAAGUGGGUGAUCAACUCCAAGACGGGCAAAUGCUACACGAUGCCUCUCAAUCGGAAGCUCGAUGACUUUAUCGGCUGCGUCUCUGAAAACGCUACGUUGGUUGGCAGCCAAGAUUCCGUCGGGUUCGCCCCUAACGUCUUGAGGCUGAACACGUACUCGAUGGAUGGUCCUGGAUUGCGCGAGUACGCGAGUUUUACUUCCGACGCGUGUGUGCCGGUCGGGGACACCGUCCGGGGAACUAUCGACGGAAACAUGUUCAUGGAGAAUAUCCACUUCUACAACGUCUCCGCGGGCCUUCCUGUGGAUGAUCCCCUGGUAGUGCCGCCCCGCGGGUGUGAGGCCGCCAGCAACUUCGAGGGACAAUUACAUUUCCACGGUGGGUCCAGCCUGAUUGGCCGACGUUCGAUGUUCAGAAUCCUCGGCUUCUAGAUCGCAUCUGUGUCUUGUAAUGUCGCCUAGAAAUAUUAAAAUGUCUAUUCUUUUUU
This is a messenger RNA of Dreissena polymorpha, 845 nucleotides long. RefSeq lists its product as uncharacterized. The transcript has 6 exons. Gene Ontology annotation, cellular component: lysosome; extracellular region. NCBI's taxonomy places the organism in Eukaryota, Metazoa, Mollusca, Bivalvia, Myida, Dreissenidae. Gene Ontology annotation, molecular function: calcium ion binding. Gene Ontology annotation, biological process: cell-matrix adhesion. The coding region runs from base 103 to 789 and encodes 228 amino acids. The record is from RefSeq and is a predicted model, not a curated record.